CCUCGCUUCCGUCUGCGCUCCGCUUCCUGAGUCGAGCGUCAGUGUGGUGGAAGCUGCCGGAGCAGCAUGCGAGCGCAGCCGCUGCAGGCAGCCGGAGACUCGGACUGACUCGGACUCGCGCGGAGGAACCCGGGGCUUCUGCUCUGCUGCUACGAGCUGGCGAUGUCUGCGAGGAAGACCUCGUUGACGGACAAGCAGAGCAAGAACGGCUCGUCGAAAUAUGUUCUGGAACGCUGCGCUUCAAUUAACGAGUAUUACGAUGUUGCCUUCAAGGUGAUGCUGCUGGGCGACUCGGCCGUGGGGAAGACCUGCGUCCUGGUGCGCUUCAAGGACGGAGCCUUUCUGAGCGGCAACUUCAUCGCCACGGUGGGGAUCGACUUCAGGAAUAAAGUGGUGGACGUGGACAAUCUGAAAGUCAAACUGCAGAUCUGGGACACGGCAGGCCAGGAGAGGUUCCGCAGCGUCACACACGCCUACUACAGAGAUGCCCAGGCGCUGCUCCUGCUGUACGACAUCACCAGCAAGCCGUCCUUCGACAACAUCAGGGCUUGGCUGACCGAAAUACACGAGUACGCCCAGAAGGAUGUGGUCAUCAUGUUGCUGGGCAACAAGGCAGACAUGGCGGCGGAGCGGGUAGUGAAGACGGAGGACGGGGAGAAGCUGGCCAAGGAGUACGGUGUUCCCUUCAUGGAGACCAGUGCCAAGUCGGGAGUGAAUGUGGAGCUGGCCUUUCUCGCCGUCGCCAAGGAGCUGAAGCACCGAGCCAUGCAGCAGCCCAGCGACCCAAAGUUCAAGAUCCACGACUACAUUGAGUCUCAGAAGCACAAGUCCAGCUGCUGUGGACACGCUUAGCUGGCCCGGACCAGCACGCACACACACACACGCGCGCGCCCGCGCCUGUCUCUCUGUCCUUGUGAGGCCCUCUCAUGGCCAUCACCCUUUCCCCAGCCUCUCCCCCUAAACACAUGGCUAACCUCAACCAAACUGGAACCCAGUCAGGAUCACCUGGUUAUUUUCACCUCUUCAUCCUCAAAAUGGGGGUUAAUGAAGCGAAGACUAGCCAAAAUGGCCUCACAAAGAUAGAAGUACAACUCACUCACACACAGGAGGACAAAAGCCAAUCACCGUGUACCUGACUUUCUGAAAUGUGAAGUUAAAUCAGUGUGUCGUCCGUAGAGAUCCGUGUGGUCCUCGUAGUGAUCGUCGUGUCUGGACUGGAGAUGGAAUCACACGGACACAGUAGCACUUCACUCCACUGGGCUAUGAGCUGACCCCCGUUUGACCUCUUCAAGGUCAUGUUUCUCUUCUAUCAGCCCUGGACCGGAGCGGUCCGGGCUACACCUCAACACUGGGCGGCGAGGUCAGGUGGGCCGUGAGAGGGUGAACGAGCUGCAAGCCCAGUGAGUGACAGAGGAGCGGUGGAGUUGGAGAGCCAGUCACUGUUGUCUUCAUGUUAGCCACCUAGCAUGACAUUAGCUGAGCGUUGGCGGAGUGUCUCAGCUGUCCCUGUGGACGCGUCACAAAGUGCCAAAACAAGUGCUUUGUUAUCAUCCGUGUACAGAUCUAUGAAGGGCCUGUGCUGUGCUGCGGCUGCAGUGAGGUGGAGUUACCACUGUGUGGCAGCAGAGGCUCAGGUUGUGCUCCUGCAGCUGUAGUUUUUACACGUCCCAAACGAGUUGUGUGUGUUUGUAGAACUGCAGUGAUGUAGUGUGCAGUGGUGUUUGUGCACUUUGAUGCCCCAGUCCCAAUGUUUUUCCAUCAUUCACCGGAUCCUCACGUUUGACGGUGUCAGCAGAGCCAUGCCAGUGUGCGGUUUUGGGUCGAGUAAUAAAGCUAGAAGUCAAGAACGGACCUUGUGUUGCGCAACACUUCAUCAUCCAAGCAGAUGUCUGCAGGCCUCGCCACACACUCUGGCUGGGGAACCGUCCCCCUGUUGGCAUGCCGUGGACCAAGCGUCACUGCUGAGUACCAGAGAAGCCGAGCAGGUGUAUUACACAGGACUGUGUCCUCACGUGGUCUCAGCAGAAUAUGGAUUUCUCUCGGAGGGCUUUCUCCAUACUGACCUGGCUGGGGAUCUGUGGGGUUUCAGCGCCAGUUCUGAGUUGACAUGUUUAAAAAAUGGAAGGGGCCAGAAAAGGACUCGGAUUUGGGCCCCGGGACCUUGACUUUGCGUCAGCUCGCCAGUUUUCCGCCGUUGGGACGGUCCCUGAACGCAGCACCCCACUCCUGACCCGGAGGAGUCUAGCCCGGGUCAGGUCCGGGAGAAGGGGGCGCUUG
Messenger RNA from Synchiropus splendidus (mandarinfish), 2277 nucleotides. RefSeq lists its product as uncharacterized. The transcript has 9 exons. The record is from RefSeq and is a predicted model, not a curated record. NCBI's taxonomy places the organism in Eukaryota, Metazoa, Chordata, Actinopteri, Syngnathiformes, Callionymidae. Gene Ontology annotation, cellular component: endosome; Golgi apparatus. The coding region runs from base 163 to 852 and encodes 229 amino acids. Gene Ontology annotation, molecular function: GTPase activity; GTP binding.